AUGGAUUUCAUCCCACUCCUCAUCCGUCCGACGCUGAAGACCGUCUAUGUCACGAAACCGGUGUUCCUCACCAGAAACGUCAAUCCGCAUCUGCUCAGGAAUGCACUGUCUUCCUGUCCAGGCCUAUUGCACCUCACUAUCUCCGCAGAGAAUGGCAUCGAGAGCACGAAUAGCCCAGCAUCACUUUCUCCCCAGCUGCUCCUUCCAUCUCUUCAAACACUAGCCAUCCGUGCUACUGAAAAAAGCACGGCGUUCUACCUUAACUCCCUCACCUUCGGUCCACACACGUCGAUCGAGCUCCGGGUUCCCAAUCCAUCCGAAAUAUUGAACGGCCGUGGUAUGCUUCCCGAUCGGGAUCUCCUCAGCGACUUUGCUCGCCCAGUCGUCAGUGUCCGCAUCGCCGACUACUGGCACAGGAUGCAUUCGGAGGCCUUCACCGAGCUGCGCGACGCCAAUCAAAAACGCGUUCUCCGGGUCGUUCUAGAGUACAAGCUCCACCUCUUCCGCCCCCCGUACGACCGCCUCUUAUCCGGCUCCGAAUCCGUCCGCGGCAUCACCCGUCUUACCGUGCGCACCGUCGAAGCCCCGAGGGCCGCCCUCUUCGACGCCCUCCCACACCUGACCUUCCUCGACGUCGGCGGCCCCGGCGUCGGCACGACCCUCUCCAUCCUCAAAGCGACGCUGCCGCGGUCUGGGGCCCUCGCCGUCGAACAGCCGCUGCCGCAGCAGUCCACCCUGCGCUGCCCGCGCCUCGACACUCUGGUCGCCACCUUCGACCACCUGCCGGACGGUCUGCGUUCCCCACGCCUCGACAGCGUAAUCUCCACCUUCGAUCGCGGGCUGCAUGCGUGGGACUUUCCCCGGGCGAACGAGUUAGCGCGCUUGCGGGGGUGGAACGCGCGGUGCGCGGUGCGCGCGCUGGUCGCGACGCUUGAGACGCGAGCGGCGAGCGGCGCGCGGCUCUCCCGGCUGGUGUGGGGCGUGCGCUCGCAGACGGUCGGUGAAGUGGAGAGGGAGACGGGGCUGUGGGGCGCCGUUUCCAUGAUCCCGCGCUCUUUCGACAGAGGGGCUCGCGCUUGGGUGCUACCGGGAGACGAGGAUGCUGAAGAGGAUGCGGUGGAUGGGUUUGAGUUGGACCGCCUGCGUGGGUUGGUGAAUGGUUCGGUCGAGCGCAGGAGCUAA
Epithele typhae is the source of this 1182-nucleotide messenger RNA. RefSeq lists its product as uncharacterized. Lineage: Eukaryota; Fungi; Basidiomycota; Agaricomycetes; Polyporales; Epitheliaceae. Bases 1 to 1182 code for a protein of 393 amino acids. The transcript has a single exon. The record is from RefSeq and is a predicted model, not a curated record.